GCGGGCGGCGGGCGCCCGCUUGGGCGGAGCGUAGUGGGCGCGGCCUGAGUGGGGCCGACCGCCUCUCAGGCCGCGCCUGCGCAGAGAUGCGGGCCUGGGCGGGCCGAGCGCACCCGCUUGGGCGGAGUACAGUGGGCGGGGCCUGGAUGAGGCGGACCGCCCCUCCGACUGCGCCUGCGCAGAGAUGCGGGCCGGGUCGGGCGGUGUGCGCCCGCUUGGGCGGGGCCUGGGUGGGGCGGGUCGCCCCUCAGGAUGCGCCUGCGCAGAGAUGCAGACCCGGGCACCUCGGUGUCCUGGAAACCCAGGGCUGGUCACAUGGUUCAGGGCUGCUGCGGAGGCCUCAGAGGUUCAGUGUCCAAAGUCAAGGGUCCUCCCGCCUUCUCCGCGCAGCUGUUCCUGAGUCAAACCGCCACGUGCAGGCGCUGGGCUGGGUGUGGUAUGGGUGCCAGGCUAGCCGACACUCCAGUCGUUUGCUGCGAAAGAGCAGGAAGCGGGCGUGCAGGAGGCUGGACACGGCGGCGCCCGAGCGGGACUGCCCCCAGCUGAGGGUGCGCAUCCCAGCGUCCGGGGGCAGCGAGGAGCCCGAGUCCCUGGAUGCCCAGCGCAGAGGCUACCUGCCCUCACUAUGGCCCGACAGUGGCCAGGGCCGACUAGGCAUGGGGGGUCCUCUGGAUGGCGGAAGGAGCCGGGCCCAGCCUUGCCCGAGGUGCAUCGCGGGAGAGUCUGGACACUUUAACCACACGGAGGACCGGUAGAAGACCGUGCCGGGAGAGGAAGGUCGCAGUCAUGGUUUCGAGCCCUCAUGCAGCGGCAGAUGUGCUCCCCUGGCUGGACCUGGCGCCCCCGUCCCCACAGCAGCCGCCGUGCUCCCGGCGGGAGGUCCCGCCUCCUCACUCCAGAACCAGAGAGCCUGCAGACCUCGCUCCUCCCGCAGCCGCCUUCCCAGCGCAGCCUGCUGGGGAAGGUCACGGCUUUAUUUGAGAGUUGAAAGUAUCCGGCAUCAAACGUCAUGUGCGGUUUGAGAGUCCACGUCCAGAUGGAAAGCCCAGCUCCAUACUUCUCUGUUGUUUCAAGGGUGUAUCCAGAGCUGCUUAUGUGCUCUUUUUUAAUUAAAAGUCUUAUUUUUAUAUUGAAAAUGCUCUGUAAUUUUACACUGAAUUUUCCUAAAUGUUAGCAUCUAGUCUGUUCUGUGUGAUUUCCCCAACUGAAGUUACCAGGUGCAGGGCCACUUUUAUAUUAAAAUGGGAGUUUCUCAUCUUC
Molecule: messenger RNA, 1260 nt
Organism: Bubalus bubalis (water buffalo)
Lineage: Eukaryota; Metazoa; Chordata; Mammalia; Artiodactyla; Bovidae
Gene: C23H10orf143
Product: chromosome 23 C10orf143 homolog
Exons: 4
Coding region: 87-755 (222 amino acids)
Source: RefSeq, a predicted model, not a curated record